Eptesicus fuscus (big brown bat) is the source of this 1344-nucleotide messenger RNA. RefSeq names its product carbohydrate sulfotransferase 1 (gene CHST1). The transcript has 2 exons. Gene Ontology annotation, molecular function: N-acetylglucosamine 6-O-sulfotransferase activity; keratan sulfotransferase activity. Lineage: Eukaryota; Metazoa; Chordata; Mammalia; Chiroptera; Vespertilionidae. Gene Ontology annotation, cellular component: Golgi membrane. Gene Ontology annotation, biological process: N-acetylglucosamine metabolic process; keratan sulfate proteoglycan metabolic process; carbohydrate metabolic process. The record is from RefSeq and is a predicted model, not a curated record. Bases 106 to 1344 code for a protein of 412 amino acids.
CAGGGCUGCUGCACAGGAGACCUGGCGGCUGUGGACUCCCCAGCUUGGAGCAGCCCCUCUUUGAGCUCGAAAGGCGGAGCAGCAGCCCCAUGAAGGUGCCCAGCCAUGCAAUGUUCCUGGAAGGCCGUCCUCCUCCUCGCCCUGGCCUCCAUCGCCAUCCAGUACACGGCCAUCCGCACCUUCACCGCCAAGUCCUUACACACCUGCCCGGGGCUGGCCGAGGCGGGACUGGCCGAGCGGCUGUGCGAAGAGGGCCCCACCUUCACCUAUAACCUCUCCCGCAAGACCCACAUCCUCAUCCUGGCCACCACGCGCAGCGGCUCCUCCUUCGUGGGCCAGCUCUUCAACCAGCACCUGGACGUCUUCUACCUGUUCGAGCCCCUCUACCACGUGCAGAACACGCUCAUCCCCCGCUUCACCCAGGGCCGGAGCCCCGCGGACCGGCGGGUCAUGCUGGGCGCCAGCCGGGACCUCCUGCGGAGCCUCUACGACUGUGACCUCCACUUCCUGGAGAACUACAUCAAGCCGCCGCCCGUCAACCACACCACCGACCGGGUCUUCCGCCGCGGGGCCAGCCGGGUGCUGUGCUCCCGCCCCGUGUGCGACCCGCCGCCGGGCUCCGCGGACCUGGUGCUGGAGGAAGGCGACUGCGUGCGCAAGUGCGGCCUGCUGAACCUGACCGUGGCCGCCGAGGCCUGCCGGGAGCGCAGCCACGUGGCCAUCAAGACCGUGCGGGUGCCCGAGGUGAACGACCUGCGGGCCCUGGUUGAAGACCCCCGGCUAAACCUCAAGGUCAUCCAGCUGGUCCGAGACCCGCGGGGCAUCCUGGCUUCCCGCAGCGAGACCUUCCGGGACACCUACCGGCUCUGGCGGCUCUGGUACGGCACCGGCAGGAAACCCUACAACCUGGAUGUGACCCAGCUGACCACGGUGUGCGAGGACUUCUCCAACUCCGUGUCCACCGGCCUCACGCGGCCCUCGUGGCUCAAAGGCAAGUACAUGCUGGUGCGCUACGAGGACCUGGCCAGGAACCCCAUGAAGAAGACGGAGGAGAUCUACGGGUUCCUGGGCAUCCCCCUGGACAGCCACGUGGCCCGCUGGAUCCAGAACAACACGCAGGGCGACCCCGCCCUGGGCAAGCACAAGUACGGCACGGUGCGCAACUCGGCGGCCACGGCCGAGAAGUGGCGCUUCCGCCUCUCCUAUGACAUUGUGGCCUUUGCCCAGAACGCCUGCCAGCGGGUGCUGGCGCAGCUGGGCUACCGGAUGGCCACCUCGGAGGAGGAGCUCAAGAACCCCUCCAUCAGCCUGGUGGAGGAGCGGGACUUCCGCCCUUUCUCGUGA